GUGCAUUUCCGUACACGUUGGACAGGCCGGUGUGCAGAUCGGUAAUGCCUGCUGGGAGCUGUACUGUCUGGAGCAUGGCAUCCAACCGGACGGUCAGAUGCCGUCGGACAAGACCAUCGGCGGUGGGGACGAUUCGUUCAACACCUUCUUCUCGGAAACCGGUGCCGGCAAGCACGUGCCGCGUGCCGUUUUCGUCGAUCUGGAACCGACGGUGGUGGAUGAGGUGCGUACCGGUACGUACCGUCAGCUGUUCCACCCGGAGCAGCUGAUCACUGGCAAGGAGGAUGCGGCAAACAAUUACGCCCGUGGCCAUUACACCAUCGGCAAGGAGAUCGUCGAUCUGGUGCUGGACCGCAUCCGGAAGCUGGCGGACCAGUGCACGGGUCUGCAGGGUUUCCUCAUCUUCCACUCGUUCGGUGGCGGUACCGGUUCCGGAUUUACCUCGCUGCUGAUGGAGCGCCUGUCGGUCGAUUAUGGCAAGAAGUCGAAGCUGGAGUUUGCCAUCUAUCCUGCGCCGCAAGUGUCGACGGCCGUCGUUGAACCGUACAACUCCAUCCUGACCACGCACACCACGCUGGAACAUUCCGACUGCGCGUUCAUGGUCGAUAACGAGGCGAUCUACGAUAUCUGCCGUCGCAACCUGGACAUUGAACGGCCGACCUACACCAACCUGAACCGGCUGAUCGGUCAGAUCGUGUCCUCGAUUACGGCCUCGCUGCGCUUUGACGGUGCGCUGAACGUAGAUCUGACCGAGUUCCAGACGAAUCUGGUGCCGUACCCGCGUAUCCACUUCCCGCUCGUGACGUACGCGCCGGUCAUCUCGGCGGAGAAGGCGUACCACGAGCAGCUGUCGGUGUCGGAGAUCACGAACGCGUGCUUCGAACCGGCCAACCAGAUGGUGAAGUGCGAUCCGCGCCACGGCAAGUACAUGGCGUGCUGUAUGCUGUACCGUGGUGAUGUGGUACCGAAGGACGUGAAUGCGGCCAUCGCCACGAUCAAGACGAAGCGUACGAUCCAGUUCGUCGACUGGUGUCCGACCGGUUUCAAGGUGGGCAUCAACUAUCAGCCACCGACCGUCGUACCGGGUGGUGAUCUCGCAAAGGUGCAGCGCGCCGUGUGCAUGCUGUCCAACACCACUGCUAUUGCCGAGGCUUGGGCCCGUCUGGAUCACAAGUUCGAUCUUAUGUACGCCAAGCGUGCGUUCGUCCACUGGUACGUCGGUGAGGGUAUGGAGGAGGGCGAGUUCUCCGAGGCACGUGAAGAUUUGGCCGCCCUCGAGAAGGAUUACGAAGAGGUCGGCAUGGAUUCGGGCGAUGGCGAAGGUGAGGGUGCGGAAGAGUACUAG
Molecule: messenger RNA, 1345 nt
Organism: Anopheles marshallii
Lineage: Eukaryota; Metazoa; Arthropoda; Insecta; Diptera; Culicidae
Product: tubulin alpha-1 chain
Exons: 1
Coding region: 98-1345 (415 amino acids)
Biological process (GO): mitotic cell cycle; microtubule cytoskeleton organization
Cellular component (GO): microtubule; cytoplasm
Molecular function (GO): GTP binding; structural constituent of cytoskeleton
Source: RefSeq, a predicted model, not a curated record